GGGCCAGGUCUUCCAGCCACGCCCCCUCCCUCCUCCCGCUUCCCUGCGCUCCACCGCGGCGGGGACGGAGCAGCCCCUUCGCCGCUUGCAGCUGGGUGAGUCCGGGCCCGGAUCAUCGCUGGCCCCGGGGGGGGGGGGGGGGCAGCAACGUGCUCGCUCCUUUGGAGACAAAGGCACCUGCCGCCCCUCCGUGCUGGGCAGAGGGAAGUUGGGGGGGGGCUUUAUUAUUAUGGGAUGGGGGUGGGGUGGGUGCAUGCGGGGGGGGGAGUAUUGCACUGGGUUGCGAUCGUGGGAAGAGGCUUUGGACUGAGGAUCCCCCCCCCUUUUGCAAACUUGCUGUCAAGUUAUUGCAAGUUGGGGUUUCUUGGCGGAGGCUGCAAGAAGCGCGGGGUGGCGGGGCUUUUGUUUCCCUGCCCAUCUGGGCGAGGAAGGGAGCAUGUGGCGGCGAUCCCCGGGGAGGAGUUGCAAGCUUGGGAGCGCACAAUGGGGCUUUGUUCGGGGAAGUGGGGCGGGGGCCCGCAUGGUUAGGGGUCGGGGCCGAAGGGGGUGCGCGACCUGCGCGCGGGAAGCCGACCGAUGAGUCGCAAUGGGCAGAGUCUGCUCUCUGACUUCUGCUCAGCAAAAUGGCCUGCCGCUGAAAUCUUCAGCGCUCAAAAAGGAAGUUUGCAUUGCAAGCCCCGAGGCGAACAACGUCGUGCAGCUGAGGAACGGGGGACUCUUGCCUCCUGUGCGGUUGUUCUUUCAACGCCUGCAAAAUGCACGCUUUUGCUGACACCAACUCAACGGGGCCAACCCUCUUGAAAACAUGGCAUCGCCAGGUUGGAAGGGACUCUGAGGGUCAUCCAGCCCAACCCGCAGCAAUGCAGGAAUCUUUUGCCCAACGUUGGGCUCGAACCCAUGAUGAAAAGCCUAACGCUUUGUUGACUGAACUGUCCCAGGUGGUGGGGAGCAGCAGGGACGCAUAAGUGUUGUUGCAUUGUGGGGUAGGGUGUGUUCUUGUAGGCCAGUUGGUGCCUCGACUGGAUCCUGAAGAAGAUGCCGGCGGGAUUUUUGUGUGGAGCAAUUAUUGUGGUGGGAGAAAGGAAAGGUAAAGGGACCCCUGACCAUUAGGUCCAGUCCUGACCAACUCUGGGGUUGCGGCGCUUAUCUCGCUUUAUUGGCCAAGGGAGCUGGUGUACAGCUUCCAGAUCUUGUGGCCAGCAUGACUAAGCCGCUUCUGGCGAACCAGAGCAGCGCACGGAAACGCCGUUUACCUUCCCGCCGGAGCGGUACCUAUUUAUCUACUUGCACUUUGAUGUGCUUUCGAACUGCUAGGUUGACAGGAGCUGGAACAGAGCAACGGGAGCUCACCCCGUCGCGGGGAUUCGAACCGCCGACCUUCUGAUCGGCAAGUCCUGGGUUCUGUGGUUUAACCCACAGCGCCACCUGCAUCCCAGGAGAAAGGUGCCCCUACAGUAUUGCCCAGCAGGACAGGGCCUCCCCAUGUUGCUAGGCUCCCAAAUUAAAGCUAAUCUCUUGAUCUACUGAGAGAGAAAGCUUACACAUCUUGCUUAAGAUUUGCAUGAAAACAUGCCUUAUAAGUGAAGUGAUCUGGGGCAACAGUAGUGCAGAUCUUGACCUUUCCCAUAAUAACCAGCCAGCAUAGCCGUUGGCCGUGGAUGAUGGGAGUUCUGGAGCCUAACAUCUACAGGGCCUCAUGUUCCGCCAUCCCUGUAGCAGUGGCAUUGGUGCAUUCACAGAGGCCAAGAAACAAUCCGUUUAAGUUGACGGUGAAUUACGAGAAGCAAGGUGCAAAUGAGUCAGUAAGUACAUCGGAUGACACACUUGUACCCUGUGUAAGUGAUCACCCUGGGUUCUGUAAUAACGUGAGUUGGAAUUCCCAUUUCGCCCACAUGCCUUGAGAGGGUGGGGAAAACACCCACUCUUCCUGGUUUGUGAUUAUGAGACAGGAGUCCUUUUUAGUCAACGUGUGUGUGUGUGUGUGUGUGUGUGUGUGUAUACUCCAUGAGUGAGGUUGGGGCAAGAGUGGGAACAUGGCAGCAGGCUUUGGCCUACACAUGUUCACUAAACUGUCUGCUGAGUACACACCCACACAGUUGUGCGUGAUCGGGGAUGCUGCUUUUGCAGGGUCCCUGAUGGUGUGUUUAUGUGGGGCCUAGUUUAUACAGUAUGUGCACUUAGUGCAGGGGUCAGCAACCUUUUUCAGCCAUGGGCCGGUCCACCGCCCCUCAGACCAUGUGGGGGGCUGGACUAUAUUUUGGAAAAAAAUAUAUGAAUGAAUUCCUAUGCCCCACAAAUAACCCAGAGAUACAUUUUAAAUAAAAGCACACACUUGUAAAAACACGCUGAUUCCCGGACCAUCCGCAGGCUGGAUUGAGAAGGCGACUGGGCCACAUCCGGCCCCCGGGCCUUACGUUGCCUACCCCUGGUUUAGUGUCUCUGCAGUUGCGGUCCUGCUCACCUCCACCCCCAAUGCACAUGGAGCAAUUGCACAUGCACUGUCUGAGAAAGGUGCUAGCAACUGAUGGUGUUCAGUGGAACAAAUGUAUCUGCUAGCCCAAAAUGGAGUGGUUGGGUGUGCAUGUGUCGAGGGAUCAGUUGGUGGGAGUGCUACUUAGAAAGGCUUGAUUGAAAGCCUUUGAAGGCUAGAUUUUUUUGUCACUCUUAAUGCUGUAAAUAAUGGUGUACAAAUUGGAAGGUGCAAUUAGCUGUGCGCCUGCCAAAACUCCCUCUCCUGCUUAAGCAUUCAAAGCAUAGCUUCCCUGCUUGUCUCCUUUUAUCUGGUUACUAUAAUCUGCACAUGCCCAGAAGUACUCUUCACACAUUUCUUGAUAAUGGAAACUGGACUUUGGGGAGCUCUGGUCCAAGGCCAGUGUUAAGGCAGACUGUCUCUUCACCCUUAAAAGAAGGUGCUCCAAACUCAUCUAACAAGAGAGCCAAUUUCCCCCUAUGGUUUCCUCCUGUCUCAGGGAUGGGAAAGCAAAGGUUAGAGGGAUAACUAGAGAGGAGGGGGAAUCCUGGAAUCUGGAGUGAGGGAAUAAAGAGAGAGGCCAAGGUCACAUUCACACCAUACAUUUAAAAUACGUGGAUCUUGGGAACUAUAGUUUUGUGAAGGGUGCUGGGAAUUGCAGCUCAGUGAGAUGCAAACCAUCGUUCCAAGAAUUCUUCGAAGUAAGCUGUGUCUCUUGAAAUGCUACAAACGCGCUUUAAACUUGUGGUGCGGUUGUGACAUCAGAAAAGAGUGUACCACCUGGUACGCAGGGUAAGACCCUACCUGCCCGCAGACUGUCUUGCCAGAGUGGUGCAUGCUGUAGUUAUCUCCCGCUUGGACUACUGCAAUGCACUCUACGUGGGGCUACCUUUGAAGGUGACCCGGAAACUGCAAUUAAUCCAGAAUGCCGCAGCUAGACUGGUGACUGGGAGUGGCUGCCGGGAGAGAUCUGUAUUGGCUCCCAGUACGUUUCCAAGCACAAUUCAAAGUGUUGGUGCUGACCUUUAAAGCCCUAAACGGCGUCGGUCCAGUAUAUCUGCAGGAGCAUCUCCACCCCCAUCAUUCAGUCCGGACACUGAGAUCCAGCACCGAGGGCCUUCUGGCGGUUCCCUCCCUGCGAGAUGUGAGGUUACAGGGAACCAGACAGAGGGCCUUCUCGGUAGUGGCACCCACUCUGGAACACCCUCCCUUCAGAUGUGAAGGAAAUAAGCAGCUAUCCUAUCUUUAAAAGACAUCUGAAGGCAGCCCUGUUUAGGGAAGCUUUUAAUAUUUAAUGCUGUACUGUUUUUAACAUUUGAUUGGGAGCCGCCCAGAGUGGCUGGGGAGACUCAGCCAGAUGUGUGGGGUAUAACUAAAAAAAAUUAUUAUUAUUAUUGUUAUUAUUAGUAUUAUUAUAUUACAUGGGAGGAACAGGCCGGCGUUUCACUGAAGAAUGAAGGAGAGGGAGCUGAGCGUUGGAACACGGGAGGGAACCUGCUGUCCUACUGUAAGGGAAAGUCUAACUGUUGUUAACCACCUUCUUUCCCCUCGAUCUCGUGAAGCCUCUGCGGCCUCUUGGAACAGACUGCCAGGAUGGCCAUGGGAGUGCGGGAUCAAUACGAGCCCGUGGCGGAGAUUGGCAUCGGGGCUUACGGAACCGUCUUCAAGGCCCGUGACCUGCAGAGCGGCAAGUUUGUGGCCCUCAAGAACGUGCGGGUGCAGAACAGCGAGAACGGGUUGCCGCUGUCGACCGUCCGCGAGGUGGCCUUGCUGAAGCGGCUGGAGCACUUUGACCAUCCCAACAUUGUUCGGUGAGGGGCGUGACUGCAAGGAUCCCAGGGUGGGGCUUGGGAGUGUGUGCUUUGUGGCAUGUGCUGCAAUCGAUUUCUUUCAGGGGCGGGAGAGGAAGGAGGCCGGCAUUCCAAGGCUACCUGAAACAAUGGCCUCUGAAUGUUAAGACACACCUAUUAAUUCCAAAGGUAUAGGUUGGGGCGGAGAACCUGUGGCCCUUCAGAUCUUUUAUUUUUAAACACACUAUUCAUAUUUAAAUUUUUAUCCAUAGGAAGCAUAGCUGAAGUUAUAAAGACCAAUGAUGUGCAUGGUUUUUGCUUCUGUAGUAAAUUAGCCGUAGAGUAUCCACGAUGACGUUAUUUUUCAUUGCGUUCCAAGUAUUUUAACAAGUUUACCAUUUAAUCAUUGUCCUUAUCCCAAUAAGGCUCUCCAGAGAGUUCAGUGGGCGGCGGCAGGAUUUUAUUAGGGCUAUCUUUUGUCCAUUGAGCAAAUCUAUACCAUUGAACAGAAAAGUAAUCUAUCAUGUCUCAUUGCUUUUAUUUGUAAUGUCAGUUUUUCUAGUAGAGCAAUGUGCCAAAUUGUAUUUGUCCAUUCCUGUAUUGAUCCUCUGGCCCUUUGGGUCAGCAAGACUAGUGGUCAGGGACAUCUGAAGGGCUGCAAGCAUGGUAGAGGGGGAGGCUGAGGCUAGAAUGGGAGGGAGACGCACUCUGUACAUACUCAGAUAUAAUCUUAUCACAGUGUGAUGUUCCAGAAUUGACGGGACUGUAUUGAAUAUGAGGUUAUGACCAGAGGCCCAGCUCAAAUUAAGGCCUUGGUCUUGACUCCUGUAAGCCCAGAGGAACUUGUGUUAUUGCUUGGCCUAAGUCCCGCCAUUUUUAAUGUUCCAGAAUCCUCUUUGAAAAUUGCACCAGCAUGAACACAAGCUAGGGAUAGGGUGAAGGACGCUCACAGACGAGACCUAUAGUGUAUGGGCCUAGAUUGUUGAAAUGGCUGGCUCAUAACCUGACCUAUAGGAGGCAUGGAGACCCUCCUGAAAGAGCCCAUUUCAGAGUGAAUGGCUCUCCUUUGACUGGAGCAGACUUGUCUUUGUUCUUGGGCCAGUUGGAAUUUUGCCCGGUUCGCCUUAAGGCUGGGAUUUCUUAAGAACUAGGAAGGAAGUGGGCUACUUGCAGACACACACAGUGCGUUUGUCUGCCUCUGUUCCUGCCUCUGGUUCAAAUCUGUCUGCUGCACCCUUUCCCCACAAAAUUAUCCAAACUUUAGACCAAGCUCCUGUUCACUUAGUGAAGAGCAGAGCAAGGUAGCCAGCGGAUGUCGCUGGACUCCGAUUCCCAUCAUCUCUUACCAUUAACCAUGCUGACUGGGGCUGAUGGGAAUUGGAGUCCAGCAAUACCCGAAGGGCCACAUGUUCUCCAUGACUGGCUAUGCCAGCUGGAGAUGCAAUUCAGUUUCCCUAUGUAGGGCACCACCUUUACUGUCCCCGGAGUCUUGUGAUUGAAAACUGGCACCCCAGGAAGGUGCUAGCUGACAGGGAAGAUCCCCCUCAUUGCUCCUACCUUUUAGGAAGUGUUAGAGACUCAGAUCUAUAAGCUUGGCACCAAAUGGCUCCUUAAACCAAGGUUAGAGUCACCAAAAAGUUGCCAUUUUGGAGCAGGAUGGCCCUAAAGUCUUUUCAAAUGAUGCACGAUCAAUUAAACAUCUGGCUAGCUCAGAUGACAACCUUGAGCUAGGUUAAGAGUUUUGAGAACUUAAAGAAGAAAAGUCCCUUGAUCCAGGGACAGUCCACAUAUAUAUUGGCCUAUUCCCACCUCUUUUUCUUAAUGGCGACAUGGACCAUUCGUAACAUUAUUUUUUCACAGCUGUGAGCAGGGCAGUGGGGUGGGGUAAGUGACAACGAGCUGCAACAAUUAACUAUCGCGUUGUUCACUGCUCCUGCUCAGGCUGCACAGAAAAAGCAUUUUGGUUCCUCAAAUUCAUUACGAUUGUGCAGAUAAAAUAUAACUGAUAGAAUUCCACAGGGUGGGGCAUUAGUGAGUGAAAACAGCCCAGUUCCAGUGAUCUCUAGGCAUGCACCUCCAGUUGCCACCUGGCGCCAAGGCAUCUUCACUUGGUUGCAAGUAGUUGAAAGCCUGGCGCCUGGCUAAUUUUGAACACUGCUUUCAGGGGUGGCAGCAAUUUCUGUUCUUGGCCCAUUGGUUUGGUGUGUUUUGUGGGGUUCUUGUUUUUUGCAUAGAGGCAAUAGUUGGGUUUGUUAGGGGGAGGGUAGAGUCAACCUUGGAAGAUGGGACUUCCUCUUUAAUUAGGGCUGCAACCCUAAAUACACUGAAUGGGAAGCAAUUCCGUAAGCAGUGACAGCUGGGGUGGGAGCCUCAGGCCUAGAGACAGCUAUGGCCCUCCAGGUCCCUCUGGUCCUGCCAAGCCACACCUCUCACUGGCCCUGCUUUGCCUUCUCCUUGAGAGUUUUUGCCUGGCUGGAAUGUGUCCUUGAUCUCUGAUCUUGGUUCUUGCUUCCCUGGAUGGAGAGAGGGGUUGCGUUUGUGUGCGGAAACUAGCCUACUCUGUCCAAAGCUCAGCUCACAUUUACUGCUUUGCCCUCUUGCCUUUAGCUACAUCCACCACCGGUAUCCCAGAGAGGGUUAAGAAUGGUUCCCUAUCCCUGAACCAGCGUUUGAAUGUACAUUUUGGAAAAGGCAGCCGAUGUCUGCACAAGCUGCCUGUGGCCUUUACACAGUCCACUCUGUUGGCAUUUUCCUUCGGGCCCAGACUGGCGUUUUCAGGUGGUGAAACCUGUUUAAGGCUCCCCGUCGGUAAUGCAGACAGAGCAAAGGCAGUGGAGUCAGCAGAGGACCCCUGCUCUCAUCCCUGGCUUGGAAACCUAGAGAGGAAGGGAGCAGGACUAACUGGCCCCAGAGUGAAAAACAGGGGAUGUGAUAUACAGUAAAUCUCCUGAUGGCCCUCUUCCUUGGAUCCCGAACCUUUAAAAAAGCAACUCACUUCCCACAAUGCUUUGCUUCAGAUUUCACUUAUGGUCAGUGCUUUAAAAAAAAAUGUUUAGGGGUACUCUUAUUUUCCUACUCAUAUUGAAAUACUGCCCCUCAAUGAGGCCAAACUUAGAUUCACAAAAUGUUUAGGGGUAUGCGUACCCCUGCGUCUGCCCAGGAAAAAAAAGAAAGCACUGCUUAUGGUUAUGCAGGCCUGUCCACAUCGGCUAUAUGGUACAGUGGUACCUCGGGUUAAGUACUUAAUUCGUUCCGGAGGUCCGUACUUAACCUGAAACUGUUCUUAACCUGAAGCACCGCUUUAGCUAAUGGGGCCUCCAGCUGCCGCCGGAGCACAAUUUCUGUUCUCAUCCUGAAGCAAAGUUCUUAACCCGAGGUAAUAUUUCUGGGUUAGCAGAGUCUGUAACCUGAAGCAUAUGUAACCCGAGGUACCACUGUAUAUGUCCAUCUGCUUCCACUCUUCCUGCUGGCUGCAGGUUGGGUUGAUCACUCCUUCCUUUGGGGAGACUCAGAAAGGCCAAACUCAGAAUCUGGGUCCUCCAGCUUCAGGGCCUGCAGACAAGGGGCAUUGAAUCAGACUGGUUCCCCCACCCCGGCUCUCUUGAGUUGUUUCCUGACUAAGGGAGAGCAGAGGACUUGGUUAGGCAGACGGUUUACAACCCCGAUAGUGUUUGCCUUGAGGGACAGUUCUCAGCAGAAACUGCAGGUGAAUUGUGGGGGGAAAUUGCAAGGCUGGAAUGGGAGGAGGACUUUGGAGAGGAGCAAGCGAGUGUGGAGCGGGGGGAUAUGGGAGGAGAGAAAGUGUGAGGGCCGCAGGAUGCCACAGCUGUGAGAGGUGGGUCUUGAGGAACGAAAGGGUUCUGGCAGAUGAGCAGGCAAUCAAAAUACCCUGUGCCUACAGCAACGUGGGUCUGGAAGGUGCAGUUUGUUAUGAUCUGGGCCAGAAUUAACAGUGGGCGGGGUGGCAUAAGUUAGAGCAAGUGAUGUUCUCGCAGUUUCAGUUCUGUGGCCAUAGGCUGUUGGCAGUCUGCAUCAUUUCCAGCCUUAUUACAGUCAUACCUCCGGAUGAAUACGCUUCAGGUUAAGCAUUUUCGGGUUGCACUCCGCAGCGACCCAGAAGUAACAGAACGCGUUACUUCCGGGUUCCGCUGCUCGCGCAUGCGCAGAUGCUCAAAAUGACGUCACGCACAUGCGCGGAAGUGGUGAAACGCAACUCGCGCAGUCGCGUGUUACGCUCGCUUCAGGAUGCGAACGGGGCUCCGGAACAGAUCCUGUUCGCAUCCAGAGGCACCACAUAUUAUUAUUAUUAUUAUUAUUUAUUUGAGUUUAUAUACCGCCCUAUACCCGGAGGUCUCAGGGCGGUUCACAGAAAAAAAUCACGCCAUAUGUAAGCAGAAUAAAAACAACAACCCAAUAACACCCCCCUCAGAAAAGAGCCCCAUUUUAAAAGGGUAUAGGAUGUCAUACAGAUCAACCAAAGGCCUGGUUAAAGAGGAACGUUUUUGCCAGGCGCCUAAAGGUGUAUAAUGAAGGCGCCAGGUGAACUUUCCUGGGGAGAGCAUUCCACAGAAUUCAUUACAUCAAGACGGGGGUGGGGAAUCUCCACCCUCUGGCUCACAGGCCACACCCCCUCCACAGGCCACACCCAUCGCUGACCCUUGCUUUUCACCCUCCUAGGGUGUUUUGCCCCAGAGGGAAUGUGCAUUCGGUGCCUCUGGCUUAUCUACGAAGGUCCGAUUUAUGUUUCUUUCUCCUCCUACUUUUUCCGUCAGCCUUGGGCUAUGAAAGGCUCCAGAUUUCUGCAUUUGGAGAAGUGCCUGGAUCGCACCAGCCCUAUUUGAGGCUCUUAUUUGGAGCCGACUUAUUAUUAUUUUUAUUAUUAUUAACUUCCCAAUGUCACAAGCCCCAUCCUUCCCUGCCCUCCCUCCCCCCCCCCCCCGUAGUUCUGAAGCACUUUAUAAGCAUCUUCCUCACCCUGUAGGCUAAUGGAUGUUUGCACGACAACACGGACGGAGCGCGAGACAAAAGUGACGCUGGUCUUUGAGCACGUGGAUCAGGACCUGAAAGCGUAUUUGGAAAAAACGCCACCUCCCGGCUUACCCGUGGAGGUAAUAAAGGUAAACAUCCCUAUGAGCAUACUGAAUUGAUGUUGGGAUGGUACUUGGGAGGGGGCAUCUGAAUAUGGGGUCCCUAAGGCAUUUAAAGGGACACGGGUGGCGCUGUGGGUUAAACCACAGAGCCUAGGACUUGCCGAUCAGAAGGUCGGCGGUUCGAAUCCCCGCGAUGGGGUGAGCUCCCAUUGCUUGGUCCCUGCUCCUGCUAACCGAGCAGUUCGAAAGCACACUAGUGCAAGUAGAGAAAUAGGUACUGCUCCGGCGGGAAGGUAAAUGGCGUUUCUGUGCACUGCUCUGGAUCGCCAGAAGCGGCUUAGUCAUGCUGGCCACAUGACCCGGAAGCUGUACGCCGGCUCCCUUGGCCAAUAAAGCAAGAUGAGCACCGCAACCCCAGAGUUGGUCACGACUGGACCUAAUGGUCAGGGGUCCCUUAACCUUUUUAAGGCAUUUAAAAUGUGGGUGUUGAUGCAACAUGCUCUUUUUUCUCCCCUCCCAGGACAUGAUGCACCAGUUCCUGAGCGGCUUGGAAUUCCUGCAUUCAAACUGCAUUGUCCAUCGUGACCUCAAGCCGGAGAAUAUCCUGGUGACCAGCUCUGGUCAAGUCAAGCUGGCUGAUUUUGGCCUGGCUCGCAUCUACAGCUGCCAGAUGGCUCUGACGCCACUGGUGAGUCUGCUUUGGCUGGGUCCUGUGAAAGAUCCAAGGGCUUUUGCUCUGGCUUGCGUGACCAGCUUGCACAUUGACUAGGGAAUUCUCAGAUCUUUGGAUCUUUUCAGCCGAUACAGGGUGGGCGGCUCUCUGUCUGGUUCUUCUUCUGUUGAUUUAAGCACAGCACGAAAAGGAGACCGCCAGAGUAUCCAUGGGGCAGGUACGUUACACUGUAGGGAUGGAGAACAACCUAUGGCCCUCCAACUCCUGCCAGCAUGGCCGGUGGGAAGCGGUGGUGAUGGGAGUUGCAGUCCCAGCAGUAUCAGGAGGGUACCAGGUUCUCCACCCAUGUUACACAGAAGACCAUUUUCAGGCCUGGGUGUCAGGGACUGGACUGAGGAGGAAUGGUGGGGACCACCCGUCCCCCCACUCUCCCUGAACCUUCCCAAGAAGAGGAGGGCAUUAUAGAUUUAGAACAGUGGUUUGCAGAAGGUCAUAGUUCAGAGGCUGCAGAGGGGAGAAGCUGGGAAAUAUUGGGAGAGCAGCAGGAAGUAGAAGCACCAGGGGAGAGACUGUUGACACACUCAGUGUCUUUUGAAAGCAUUCCUGACGCACACCCCCAGACCAGGCAUGCAUUGAGAGUAGUAGAACAGAAAGCUCAGAGGCAGAGAGCACAGAUCAGCCAAUGCAGGGAUGACGUAGAAUAGGAGAGACGGAGGGGGUGGGACCUUACUCAGAGCAACGCCAUUAUCUGAAAGUUGGCCUCAUCCAUCUCUCUCUGUGAAUAUUGAGUGAAAUACCAUGGUAAGAACUUCUUGUUUUCCCAUUUCUGGCUGCCAGCCGUGAUCUGAUUCCUUGAAGCCUGACUCUGGGACACAGAGCUGCAGACUGUAAGGCUCUGCUGAAUCCCAGCCGAGGGUGGCUGACCAGGAGCCCCCUGGGAAGUAGAACGGGCUGGGUGUAUCCCCUUGCCAAUCAAAGUAGCAGCCAGAAAGGUCAUCCCAUGUAGCUGAAAGGAAUGGCGCUUGGCCCCAUGCCCAGCCUGUCUCUUGAGAACUAGGUCCAAAGUGCACGGGCUGCUCAAGGGUGAUGCAUUGAGCGGAAGCGGUGGGGGCGCUUUAUAAACAAGCCACCUCCUUCACCUGUGAACCCUUGCUAAAUCUCUGCCACAGGUCGUCACCCUCUGGUACCGGGCUCCAGAAGUGCUGCUCCAGUCGGCCUACGCUACCCCCGUGGACCUGUGGAGUGUCGGCUGCAUCUUUGCGGAAAUGUUUCGGAGGAAGUGAGUGGCGCGGGAAGAUCGUUCGCUUGUGGGGCGGUGGCGGCAGGGUUGGCACAUCUCACCAGGCGCAGGGAAUGGGGUGGUGUUUUGGCUGAGCAGAUGCGGCCUUUGUCGUUAGAGGGGUUCCAACACAGCUAUUGGGGCACCGCUGUUGGAUGGGAAGUUGAUUUGCUGCAGCUCCAGUGCUGUGUGCCAAAGGCCCCAUCUGCACCGUAUGUUCAAAGCAGCAGCAUCCCACUUCAAACAGCUCUGGCUUCUCCCAAAGCAUCCUGGGAACUGUAGUUUGUUAUGGGUGCUGAGAGCUGUUUUGGAGAGUUCUCGGAGUGGUUUAACAAUCAAGCACACUUCCCAGAAUUCAAUGGGGGACGCUAUUGAUUACUCAAAAGUGGUACAGUGCUCCUUUCAAUGGGUAGUAUGGAUGGAGCCAAUGUGCCUUCAGAAACUGGCACAGCAGGGCACAUUCUGUGGCAAGGACACCCCUCUUUUGGGAAAGAGCAAGUGCUUUGCCUGGAGAAGGUGCCAGGUUCAAUCCCUGGCAUUUCCUGACGGUGGGGAAAAGACCCCUGCCUGAAUCCUGAAUCCUGCCAAUCAGAGCAGACUUUUGUAGUCUUGUGCAUUGUAUUUUGUUAAAAGCUUUGCACAAAUUGGCAUGGAUUGGCUGUUUGCAGAGGCGAGGGAGGACUAGGUGAGAAAGGAGGUUUGCACGUGUGUGUGUGUGUGUGUGUAUUGGCCUUUUUGAAAAAUCAUAUUCAUUGCAGUGGUACCUCGGGUUACAGACGCUUCAGGUUACAGACUCUGCUAACCCAGAAAUAGUACCUCGGGUUAAGAACUUUGCUUCAGGAUGAGAACAGAAAUUGUGCUCCGGCGGCACGGCAGCAGCAGGAGGCCCCAUUAGCUAAAGUGGUACUUCAGGUUAAGAACGGACCUCCAGAACGAAUUAAGUACUUAACCUGAGGUACCACUGUAUUACACUUAUUUUCCACUUCCUCCAAGUAGCCCCAGGUGGAGUACAUAGUUCCCCCUUACCUCACUUUAUCUCACAACAACUCUGUGUCAGAGGCUAAGGGACAGUGCCUGGCCCAAGUCAAGCAGGGGGUUUCAUGGGCUCACGGGUUAUGUCAAAUGUACCCCGCUCCAACUUAAUGGGAGCAGUGAGGCACAAUGGGGUGGGCGGUUUAGACACAAGUAGCGUGUGAGAUGUGAGUCCCAAGAAUACGUUACGUCUCCUCACUCUUCUGAAGACCUGCGUGCUGCCCCUCCUUGCUUUCCGUGCGCUUCGACAAUAUAAACUCUGCCAAGGAUUUGCAAACUGCAGUUGGGGGACUGAUAUUGUGAAUUUCUGGGGCACGUUCCACUUGCUAGAUCUCCAAGCCAUCGGCACAGCUGGAAGACAAUAGAUUAGGGCUGGGCCUGCCCAAACCUCCUGUCUUGCUUAUCUUUCGGGCUGAGGACUGCUAGGCAGGGAGGAGCUGGUGACCUGCUUUGCAGAAGAUGGAGUGACAACAGAUGCCGUUGGGGGCAGAAGCUUGCAAAUGGUUUGGGGGCUUUCUUUUUCUUUUUUUCCUGCUACAAUCACGCAGGCACUUCUGCUAUGUUGUUCAGGCUUUGGGGAAAACGACAGUUUGGGAAGGAAUUUGUAGCUGUAGUAGUAGUAGUAGUAGUAGUAGUAGUAGUAGUAUAUUAUUGCCAUAUUUUUCCAUGUAUAAGACUAGGUUUUCCCCCUAAAAAAUAAUGUAAAAAAUUAGGGGGCAUCUUAUACACGGAUACAUCUCCCUCCAUUUUCUUAAAUCUGUGUCCCCAAAAAUAGGGGGCGUCUUAUUGGGGCGUCUUAUAGACGGGAAAAUACAGCAUUUAUAUGCCUCUCAUCUGACAGGGUUGCCUCAGCCACUCUGGGCGGCUUCCAAUAAAUUAAAACAAACACAGUAAAACAUCAAAUAUUGAAAACUUCCCUAUUAAGAGCUGCCUUCAGAUGCCUCCUAAAAGUCAGAUAGUUGUUUAUUUCCUUGACAUCUGAUGGGAGGGACCCAGGAUCUGGCAAACUAACAAGACAGAAAAACACAAUAGUUAAAAAUAAAUUAAGCAAAACUUCUAAAAAAAUUAAGAGCAUCCAAAAACGUUUUUAAAACGAUCACAUAUCCUCACAGCUAAUAAUGUUAGGGUUGCCAGGAAGAUUUCUAGGUGCCUUAAUAUUAGGAAAAAAAUCAAAACAGUGUACAAUACAUAGUAAAAUAUAAUAUCAUGAUUAAAAAAAAUUAUUCACAUCAUAAAAACAUAAAAUAGAGCAGCAUUCUCCUCCCACUGCUUCUUGGUGAAUUAAUAUGAUUCAGUAUUUGGCUCAACGUUGGCUUGCAACUGUGUGCUCAUUCGCCUUGUGUGUUUCUGAGAUCACUGUCUUUGUUCAAGACGCCGCUGCGGUGAGGUGGCAGCUAGAUUGGUCUGUCAACUCAAUCUGCGUAUUAUUUGGCAUUUGAGAAUGCUCAUCAAUCUCUCUGCAAACCCUCCUUGUCAUGCACUGUCAGAGCAGUCAGACGCCUUCUUGACCACCCCCUCCACCCCCCUACGAAAAAAAGCUGCUUGAAGAGACUAUUGUCAAUUGGUGUUGUGUCUAAUCCACUGGUUUUCAACUGGAGAGUUGGAGGCCACUGCUGCCUGGCGUAAGAUGGGUAACAGCAACCAUUUGUUGUUGUUUAGUCGUUUAGGUGACUCUUCAUGACCCCAUGGACCAGAGUACGCCAGGCCCUCCUGUCUUCCACUGCCUCCCCCAGUUUGGUCAAACUCAUGCUGGUAGCUUCAAGAACACUAUCCAACCAUCUCAUCCUCUGUCGUCCCCUUCUCCUUGUGCCCUCCAUCUUUCCCAACAUCAGGGUCUUUUCCAGGGAGUCUUCUCUUCUCAUGAGGUGGCCAAAGUCUUGGAGCCUCAGCUUCAGGAUCUGUCCUUCCAGUGAGCACUCAGGGCUGAUUUCCUUAAGAAUGGAGAGGUUUGAUCUUCUUGCAGUUCAUGGGACUCUCAAGAGUCUCCUCCAGCACCAGAAUUCCAAAGCAUCAAUUCUUCGGCGAUCAGCCUUCUUUAUGGUCCAGCUCUCACUUCCGUACAUCACUACUGGGAAAACCAUAGCUUUAACUAUACAGACUUUUGUCAGCAAGGUGAUGUCUCUACUUUUUAAGAUGCUGUCUAGGUUUGUCAUUGCUUUCCUCCCAAGAAGCAGGCGUCUUUUAAUUUCAUGACUGCUGUCACCAUCUGCAGUGAUCAUGGAGCCCAAGAAAGUAAAAUCUCUCACUGCCUCCAUUUCUUCCCCUUCUAUUUGCCAGGAGGUAAUGGGACCAGGGGCCAUGAUCUUAGUUUUUUUGAAGUUGAGCUUCAGACUAUAUUUUGCGGUCUCCUCUUUCACCCUCAUUAAAAGGUUCUUUAAUUCCUCCUCACUUUCUGCCAUCAAGGUUGUGUCAUCUGCAUAUCAGAGGUUGUUGAUAUUUCUUCCGGCAAUCUUAAUUCCUGCUUGGGAUUCAUCCACCCCAGCCUUAUGGGGUCUUCGCUGCGAGAUCACAUUCAUCCGGUACUAUACCAGCUGCACUGGCUCCCGGUGGAGUACAGGAUCAGGUUUAAGGUGCUGGUUUUAACCUUUAAAGCCCUAUACGGCCUAGGACCCUCGUACCCUACGGGACCGCCUCUCCUGGUAUGCCCCACAGAGGAACCUACGGUCUGCAAAUAAAAACAUCCUGAAGGUCCCAGGCCACAGAGAGGUUAGGCUGGCCUCAACUAGAGCCGGGGCUUUCUCGGCUGCGGCUCCAAUCUGGUGGAACGCUCUGUCACAAGAGACUAGGGCCCUGUGGGACUUGACAUCUUUCCGCAAGGCCUGCAAGACAGAGUUGUUCCACCAGGCCUUUGGUCAGGGCCCAGCCUGACUCCCUCCUCUGGCAACCUGCACAGAACUUUGCUUAACGGUUGCCAUUAAUUUGAUUUUAAUUAAUUUUUAUAAUGAAAUGUUUUAGAAUGUUGGAUUAUUUGAUUGUUUGAUUAUUUGUUUGUUGUUAGCCGCCCUGAGCCUGGCUUUGGCUGGGGAGGGCGGGAUAUAAAUAAAAUUUAUUAUUAUUAUUAUUAUUAUUAUUAUUAUUAUUAUUGUUAUUAUUAUUAUUAUUUUGCAACCAUACCACCAUACAAAUAAAUAAUGUUGAUCGAUUAAGAAGUGGGUCCCCAGAUGGUUAUUUAGAUUAAGGUAGGUUUCAGGUUUGAAAUGGCUGAAGAACUGCUGUUUAAAAGCACUUCUAUUUGAGGCAUGGUACACCAGGUGUCCACUUCUGUUCAGAUGUUCAGGUGCAGAAGGGGGCAUGGCGCAACAGGAAGUUGCCGCCAAAACGAUGGCUGCCUCCUUCCAGAGCAUUUUUCCAUGAGUGCUUCCUGCGCUUCUGGCUCUCCACCUUGACACAGGAGUGCAGAAACUUGGCAUGUAGACUUGGCUUCACAAAGUCCUGUAGAAGGGAUCUUCUUGUGCAAAUCCCUGGUUCCACCAAAAGAUGGGGGAAGCAGAGCCAUUCAUGAGCUGGUGUGGUGGUUGAACUCAAACCUGGCAGACCAGGGUUCAAAUCCCCGCCCAGCUGUGAAACCGCGAGACUUUGAUGACUGUAUUUCUUCCAGCCUGACUUACCUCACAGGGUAAUGGCUAGGGUCAAAUGAGGGAGAAAGGGUUGGUCGUAAAUGUAGCAGUGGUGGUGUUUCUAUAAACCUUUUAAAAUAAAAAGUUAAUUUUGAAAGUUGUCGUGCUCUCCUUAAAGACUUCCUUGGUUGUGUGAGAGGGUUCAUGAAGUUGCUGUGUGUAUGAUGAAAUCCUCUGUCAUUGCUUGGUGACAUUAUAUGGACCACUGGGGAAGGGUUAGCCUUCCAGUUGACCAGUGGGAUGAGUAACUGGACUAUCCUGAGGUGCUACAACCUUAUCAAUAGAUCUGUUCUUGGCCUCACCCCAUCUCUCAUUGUUUGCUAGCCACCAUUGUCUGGGGCAUGGCUUGGACCAGGGAACCCUGUAUUUGCCCGGUGCAAUUUUGAAUGUUACGUUUCCUGGUUCUGUGGCUCAAGUCGCAACUGCCUUGUGACAGACUGCCUGUAAUACAGUCCCAGUAUUGCAGUGACACAAUAUAUCACAUGUCCUACACGUGAACUCAAAAAAACUGAUGACAGAGGUUUCUGGUAAUUCAUGUUUAGGGCUUGCGAUGACAAGUAACCACAAUUCCCUUUUGUCUUCUCUGCAGGCCCCUCUUCUGUGGCAACUCUGAAGCUGACCAGCUAGGCAAGAUCUUUGAGUGAGUCUCGCCUUUUUGUCUGCUCCAAAGGGCUGGUGAAAGUCACUGGGGGAAAGGGAGAUCUCUUUCGUUAGGUCAUCUGCCUUACUCAGCAUAAUCGUGCAUGACUCUGCUCGUUUUUAUGAGCGUGCUAAGUCAAGGCAUGUGUAUGCGUAAGAGAAGUUCCUCAUUAUUAUUAUUACUUAGUAAAUUCUGGCCUGGGGUCCUGAGGGAUUUCUCCCCACCCAGUUCACAUUGCCUCGUCUUAGUGACGAGUGUGUGUUCUCCGCUGCAGAGCACAGACCUGUCUGGUGAUGUCGGCUGGAGUUAUCUGCUCUGACAGCCCCAGUUAAUUGAAGGUUGCACUGGGUUUGAUGAUUGCUGGUUAGCAGGAAAAGAUCCUGACUUGCAGCAAGGAGUUGAAAUAGGUGGUCUCUGGAUCAUUCACAAUGAAAUUUGUGCGUGCACGAGUCAGAAAACUUCCAAGUUUUCCAAAUAUGCUACUUACAUAAUGAAUGCAAAUAAAUGUUGGAUUAUUUAGUCUGGCAGGUCUCUUAAACUCAUUCCAACAUUGUGAGAAGCUAAAGUAGUUCAAGGUGCGUGUCUCACUCUUGAAGUGGGAUGAACAGUAGAAAGGAAGGGAAAAAGGAGCGGCAAGAAUGAUCUAUGAAGUCCCCCACUUAGACAAUCCUGUAUGCGUCUACUUAGAAGUAAGCUUAAUUGGGUUCACUGAUGCUUACUCCUGGGUAAGUGGGCUCAGCCUCACAAAAAUCAAAAGGAUUGUUUCCUAAAGGUUUCCUUGAAAAGCACAAGAAUUUGAAAUUUAAAGAAACGGAAAAGUUACGAAGGUUCCAGGGUGACUUAAACUGUAAAACGUGGAAGAGGUGAUUAAAAACAAAAAUCGAAGCGGAUAAUUUUAGGGGAUCUACUUCUGGCACAAGGGACACGGGUGGCGCUGUGGGUUAAACCACAGAGCCUAGGAGUUGCUGAUCAGAAGGUCAGUGGUUCGAAUCCCCGUGACGGGAUGAGCUCCCGUUGCUCGGUCGCUGCUCCUGCCAACCUAGCAGUUUGAAAGCACGUCAAAGUGCAAGUAGAUAAAUAGGUACCGUUCCAGCGGGAAGGUAAACGUUGUUUCCGUGCGCUGCCCUGGUUCGCCAGAAGUGGCUUAAUAAUGCUGGCCACAUGACCCGGAAGCUGUAUGCCGGCUCCCUCGGCCCAUAUAAAGUGAGAUGAGCGCCGCAACCCAAGAGUCAGCUACGACUGAACCUAAUGGUCAGGGGUCCCUUUACCUUUACCUUUACUUCUGGCACAAUCACGAGCAGUGUGAUAUGGGAAUAGGUGAGGCAAGGGGACUGGGACGCUGCAGUCCAAAGGCCCAUCUAGUCCAGAACUCUAUGCUCACCGUGGCCAACCCCAUGGACAGGAGCUGAGCACAACAGCACUCCUAUGUUGACCAACGCUGUUGUGGUGGGCAUGAACCAGACGUCCCGGGCUCAGGAGCUGGCAUGCUGCUGGGGUGAUGGUCUUGAACCCUGGUAACCUCCCACACAUCUUGGCAGAGGGCUGCCUUCUGGGGAAGCCACCAGGCGACUCUGGCUCACAAUCUCUCCUUGACUUGCAGCCUGAUCGGGCUCCCAUCCGAGGAGGACUGGCCCCUGGACGUGUCUCUGCCACGCUGCGCCUUUGCUGCUCGCUCCCCGCAGCCCGUCGAGAAGUUUGUGCCGGAAAUCGAACCCCUGGGAGCUCAGCUGCUGUUGGUACGUUCCACAGAGAUGGGCAGGUCACCGUGUGAGGCAUGGAGAAUAGAUCAGGGGAGCAGGUGGAUCUGAGAGCUGGAGUUGGAAUGAUGGUUAAAAGCAUGAGCUGUGCCUCCCUCCCCCACGGACCCAGAUUUAAUCCUGAAUAAGCUGGGUGGCCUUGGCCUCACUGUUUCCGCCACGGUGGCUUCAAGAGUGGAUGAAAUGCACUUAAUAUUUAUGCAGCGCUCUUCUCCAGUAGUUGGGAUCUACUCUUCUUGUGCACUGUGAGGGCAGAUCUUAGUGUGGUUUGGGCAGCACUGCAUGAGCGAUGUGCCUAUGCUGAAUGCCUUCUAUCCACGCCCAAGGGAUGUGGCUGGUGCUGUGGUCUAAACCAUUGAGCCUCGGGCUUGCCGAUCAGAAGGUCGGCGGUUCGAAUCCCCGCGACGGGGUGAGCUCCGGUUGCUCUGACCCAGCUCCUGCCAAUCUAGCAGUUCAAAAGCACACCAGUGCAAGUAGAUAAUUAGGUACUGCUGCGGCGGUAAGAUAAAUGGUGUUUCCAUGCGCUCUGGUUUCCAUCACGGUGUUCCAUUGCGCCAGAAGCGGUUUAGUCCUGCUGGCCACAUGACCCGGAAAGCUGUCUGUGGAAAAACACCGGCUCCCUCAGCCUGAAAGAUGAGUGCCACAACCCCAUAGUCGCCCUUGAGUGGACUUAACCAUCCAGGGGUCCUUUACCUUUAUUAUUUCUUAUUAUUAUUAUUAUUAUUAUUAUUAUUAUUAUUAUUAUUAAUCCACGUCCAUCAUUAACCUAUAAAUCCACCCUGGAGAGCAAUCUAAAGCAGCAGUAUUUUCCAGUGGCAAAACUGGUCCUGAUCGUAGAUUGCUUUGGCUGGAAAGUGUGAGGGACAUUAUUAAAUUCCCCCCCGAUUUAUCGAAGUGCACAACAAAACUAAAUAUGCCUAGACUAGCUGAGCUCUCAGAAUGUUGUUGGGACUCCCAACCCGUGUCCUCUUCCCUGACCAUUGGCCGCCCUGCUGGUUAGGGCUGACGGCAUUUGGAAAUCUGACAGUAUCUGGAGGUUGGGGGAGGGUUUUAUCAUUUCUGCUAAGCAAACUAUUUGAAGAAGUUGCCACAUGGCCAAGUCAUUGGCUCUUAGUGACCUGCCUUUGGGGGAAAUUUGUCUGUGGAAGUAAACAGGCAACAAAUGUCGGUGACUCAAAUGUUUGGUAACUGGGAGGGACUGCUGGCUUUUCAUCUGUUCAAGCUGUUGGCGAUCACCGCCGUAUGAAUAAUGUGCCAUGUGAACUCGCCCUUAGUCAUAGGAUGAUGCGGGGCAAUGUUUUCGAAAUAGGAUGCUAGAGACGUUCGAGAGCUGUAAGCUGUGUAGCAAGAAGAAUCCUUGGAGUAAGGCACACUGUGUCCCAAUUUGGGGUUUGCACACAUUCAGGGUACCCUCCUACAGAUCUUGCGCAGAGGAGGUCUGGACCCUGUUCUGCCUGCGAUGAAAAAUGAUGUUAUAUUCAUUUUACAUUUUGUAUAAUUUACUGUUGGAGUGGCACACAAAGGAUGAACAAGUUAAAUCUGUGGUGAUAGAUUGGGCAAGAGUUGUUGGACAUAACAUAAUGUUUGAGGAUUGUGGAGGAAAGGGGUCAAGUUCACUGCAUGUACGGUGUUAAAGGAAAAUGUUAUGGAAAUGAUGUAUAGGUGGUACUUAACCUCUGUAAAACUAGCAAAGAUUUAUCAUAAGAGUGAUAAUCUAUGUUGGAAAUGUAAAGAAAAAGAAGGUACUUUUUACCAUAUGUGGUGGACUUGUCCCAAGGUGAAAGACUUCUGGGAAAAGAUUUAUAAUGAAUUGAAAAAAAUGUUGAAAUAUACAUUUAUCAAGAAACCAGAGGCCUUUCUUCUUGGAAUACAGUGGUGCCUCGCAAGAUGAAAUUAAUUCGUUCCGCGAGUUUUGUCGUCUUGCGAUUUUUUUCGUCUUGCGAAGCACGGUUUCGGGAAAGUUUUGGAAAAGCUUCAAAAAUCACCAAAGUCUUUAAAAACCUCAAAAAGGCUACCACACCGCGUUCUAUGAGUUGCUCCUCGAAGUCAAGUCGCAACUGUAUUAACGGUGUUAAGAAAAAGGAAACAAACUUGCAAGACGUUUCCGUCUUGUGAAGCAAGCCCAUAGGGAAAAUCGUCUUGCGAAGCAGCUCAAAAAACAAAAAACCCUUUCGUCUAGCGAGUUUUUUGUCUUGCGAGGCAUUCGUCUUGCGAGGUACCACUGUAAUAGGUUUGGAAUUGCUCAAGAAAUAUGUUAGAUUGUUCUUGUAUGCCACAACUGCUGUUAGAAUUUUUCUGACCAAAAAUUGGAAUAAGUACCAACAGUGGAGGAAUGGCAGAUGAAGAUGAUGGACUUUUCGGAGCUAGCCAACAUGACCAGAAGAGUCCGCGACCAGAAGGAGGAGGAGUAUCCAGAGGAAUGAAAGAAAUUUAAAGACUAUUUAGUUAAAUAUGUUAAGAUAACUUAAAUAGAAUUACUUGCGAGUACCAAAUUGGCCUAGGAUUUAAAUAUGUGAUGUUGUAGAAUACUAUGGAUAAAAGUUAAAAUGAAAAGAAAGAAAGAUGUUAAUUGGACUAAGUAAAUAUUAUGUAAAAUUAGCUUUGGAAAACUGCUACAAUGAUUUAUAUGGAAACUCAGCCGGGGGAGUCGAGGAAGUCAUCUAACAAUGUUAACAAAAGUGGAACUUCUAUAGUUAGGAUAUUUGUUUGUUUGUUUUUUGAUGUUUUCUUUUUUUGUUCGAUGAUAUGUUUGUUUUAAAUUUGGAAAAUUUAAUAAAAAAAUUGGGGGGGGGGGAGAAAAAUGAUGUGAUAUUCACAAUGUUUCCCACUCUGUCUCCCUCUAGGAAAUGCUGACAUUCAACCCGUACAAACGGAUCUCUGCCUUCAAAGCACUGCACCACCAGUACUUCCGAGACCAGAGUGCAGGUGAAGGCUAGCGACAUCCCAUCAGGUCCCUGGCAAGGGGUGAAAAGACUGUACACAAAAAGACUUUGCGUGUGUAUGAGGAUAAUUGGCCCCCCGCCUGGAGGCUGCAGUCAGAACGUCUCCCAAGCCCCCUGGCUGUGCUGGGACUUUGAGGGGAGGGGGCCGGAGCCGUUGCCAACAUGCGGAACGAAAACGAAAAGGUGCCUGUUGCAGGAAGUGCAACGCCGAAAUCCUUCCUGCCCUGGAAAUAACUAGGAUUCCUGUGGUAUCUCUGUGCCAACCCUCGCAGAUGUACGCGCACACUCACUUUCUGUGUUCCUGGGCUGAGUCCCAGCACUGUUCUUGAAGGUCAGUUUGUGUUUGAGACAGCCCAGUUAGAGGCAUCUCUCUCGUGCCAUCUGAGUUCAUAGCCAAAGGUGUCUCCAAUAACUUUUUUUUAAAAUGAAUAAUUUUUUUAUAACAGUUUACACACAAUAAUGUUCCUGCCUUUUAUCACAUUCCUGUGGCUAAGAGUUUGACACUAAAGCCUUGCCUUAACUUGUUACACACCGAGCGCCGUGAAAGCGGGAGCAAAGGAUAUUUUUGUAUAAAGUAUUCACAAUUCAUUUUCGAAAAAUUUUUUGAAUUGACACGACACUGGUCAGGAGAGACCUACGUAAUCUGGGAUCUGGGCAUGGGAGAUCUGCUCAGAUGGAGAGAUCAGCUGAUUCCAGUCAUUGAUGUGAAGUUUUUCUUUCCUUUUUAAUAUAAAAAAAGCUUCCGAAAACGAAAUUUCAAUAAAGAAUAUGGAUGGGCUGGGGGGCCAGGCAAGUAUAGCUUGGUCUUCCCCCUUUCCUGUCACUUGAAGAUC
Molecule: messenger RNA, 22123 nt
Organism: Podarcis lilfordi (Lilford's wall lizard)
Lineage: Eukaryota; Metazoa; Chordata; Lepidosauria; Squamata; Lacertidae
Source: the annotation of a GenBank genome assembly